Messenger RNA from Penicillium hordei, 2178 nucleotides. RefSeq names its product E1 ubiquitin-activating protein ubaB. The transcript has 12 exons. Gene Ontology annotation, cellular component: SUMO activating enzyme complex; cytoplasm. Gene Ontology annotation, biological process: protein sumoylation. Lineage: Eukaryota; Fungi; Ascomycota; Eurotiomycetes; Eurotiales; Aspergillaceae. Gene Ontology annotation, molecular function: SUMO activating enzyme activity. The record is from RefSeq and is a predicted model, not a curated record. The coding region runs from base 1 to 2178 and encodes 725 amino acids.
AUGGCGAUCGGAGAAAUAUCACCAAACAACAUCAAUUACAUUCUACACCAUAUAUUCUAUUUAUCUAUUCACCUAUUCACAAGCAAAAAACAAAUAGAAAGGUGUAGACCGAAAGUAAGUGGAAACCCACGUGUGAGGCUCCUAGCAAGUGCCGUCAUCGAACAACGAACAAACACAUCACUACAUCACCACAUCACUACACCAUCCAACCAUUACAACACUACAAUACUACUUGAUCGCGAUCAUCGUCUACUGCCCGCCAUGCGGGAGAGCUCCCUCAAGCGCUCCCUCGGAGUAGACCUCACCCGCUCCCUCAGAGAGUCACGCGUUCUGCUUGUCGGCGCAGGCGGCAUCGGCUGCGAGCUACUGAAAAACCUCGUCCUCACCGGGUUCGGCGAAAUCCACAUCAUCGACCUCGAUACCAUUGAUUUGAGCAAUCUCAAUCGUCAGUUCCUGUUUCGACAUGAGCAUAUUAAGAAAUCAAAGGCCUUAGUUGCCAAGGAAGUUGCGCAAAAGUUCCGAUCUGACGCAAAGCUCGAGGCCUACCAUGCGAACAUUAUGGACGCCCAGUUUAGCGUCUCGUGGUUCGAGUCCUUCAACGUCGUAUUUAAUGCGCUAGACAACAUCGCCGCAAGACGUCAUGUGAACAAGAUGUGCCUUACGGCCAAUGUACCCUUGAUCGAAAGUGGAACUACUGGCUUCAAUGGCCAGGUUCAAGUCAUUCAAAAGUCGCAAACCGAGUGCUAUGAUUGCACACCGAAAGAAACCCCCAAGUCGUUCCCCGUGUGUACGCUCCGCACCAACCCCAGCCAGCCGAUUCAUUGCAUUGUUUGGGCGAAGAGCUACCUCUUGCCGGAACUUUUUGGCGAUAGCGAAGACGAAGCACCGGAGGUGGAUACCUCGGAGAACGCAGAUAAUGCAAAUGAAAUUGCAGAACUGCGCAAGGAAGCACUGGAGCUCAAAGAGUUGAGACAAUCGCUAGGCACCGAGGAAGCCUAUCAGAAGAUCUUUGAUAAAGUUUUUCGAAGGGACAUAAUACGAUUACAGGCCAUGCAGGAUAUGUGGAAGGAAAGGGACCCACCACAGCUCCUUGACUUUGCUCAACUCCAAGAAGAAUCCGCUUCGAUUGCUUCGACCAUCUCCACGCAUGACCAGGUAGUGUGGACAUUAGCGGAGAAUCUCAGCGUUUUCAAGGAUAGCUUGAACCGGUUGACCCAUCGUCUAAAGCAACUUCAAGAAAAGAGCCUUCCGGACCAAGAUUCCCCGAUCCUGACAUUCGAUAAAGAUGAUGUGGACACUUUGGACUUCGUUACCGCAACAGCUAAUCUACGGGCUGCUAUUUUCCACCUUGAGCUCAAAUCCAAAUUCGAUGUCAAGCAGAUGGCGGGCAAUAUCAUUCCUGCCAUUGCAACAACCAAUGCCAUGACGGCUGGACUAUGUGUUCUUCAGUCAUUGAAGGUGUUUCAAAACAACUUGAUGCAGGCCAAAAUGGUUUUCCUGGAGAGAUCCGGUGCUCGUGCGAUCAAUUCAGACUCGUUGAACCCCCCAAACCCCGAUUGCCCUGUCUGUUCCCCUGCGGUGGCUCAGGUUGAAAUUGACCUGGAGCUCGCAACCCUUGAACACCUCAUCCAGGACGUUCUUCGGAUGGAGCUGGGUUAUGGUGAAUAUCUUUCUAUUGGUUUUGGCAGUAAAUCGAUCUACGACCCCGAUUUCACCGAUAAUCUGCAGGAAAAAUUGUUUGACCUCGGCAUUAAGAAUGAGAGCUUCAUCACGGUAUACGAUGAGAAUGAACCAGAGCGAAUCAAUCUUGAGCUGGUGAUCAUUGCAAGAAAUGAGCCAUCUUCCAAGGACUCCAAACCCGCAGCGCUGCAGAAGAUGGUUGAGAUACCCCUAAAACCCGAGCAGCCCGAGCAGCCUGCGCAGCCUGCGCAGCCUGCGCAGCCUUCUGCCGAUAUUCUACCAAUUAACGGUGAUGCCCUGCAGCCCGAGAAGCUUGAUGAUCCAACUGUGACUGGGAAGCGCAAGCGUGAAGGCUCAAGUGACGAGGUGGAGCUUAGCAGCCACGAUGCCAAACGGCUCGCCAGUGCAUCCGUUCCUGACUCUAAGGGCAUUGAAGCUAUCGUUCUUGACGAUGAUGCCAACGAUGAUGAGGGAGGUAUCAUCAUGAUUGAUGAUUGA